Messenger RNA from Sander lucioperca (pikeperch), 849 nucleotides. It is a transcript of the gene pcbd1, whose product is annotated as pterin-4 alpha-carbinolamine dehydratase/dimerization cofactor of hepatocyte nuclear factor 1 alpha. Gene Ontology annotation, molecular function: 4-alpha-hydroxytetrahydrobiopterin dehydratase activity. The transcript is spliced from 4 exons. Lineage: Eukaryota; Metazoa; Chordata; Actinopteri; Perciformes; Percidae. The coding region runs from base 163 to 471 and encodes 102 amino acids. The record is from RefSeq and is a predicted model, not a curated record. Gene Ontology annotation, biological process: tetrahydrobiopterin biosynthetic process.
AGAGUAGCCUAUCAGCAGUGAGGAUUUCUGCUCAGGCUUCUGCAGGGGCAGCUAAGCAGGACCUACGGCUCCUGUGUCAGAUUGGAUUCAUUCCAGUCGCUCUGUGCAACAGGGAGCUGGAUCUGGACCUCUUCUGUGCAUGAAGCAAGACACUCUGCAAACAUGGCUGGUAAAAUUCUGAGUCUGACUGAGGAGGAGAGGGCCCACCUACUCCCCCUGCUACGCAACGCUCAGUGGGUGGAGGUUGUGGGACGGGACGCUAUUUACAAAGAGUUUCUUUUUAAAGACUUCAAUCAGGCUUUUGGUUUCAUGUCCAGAGUGGCUUUACAAGCUGAGAAGAUGGACCAUCAUCCUGAGUGGUUCAAUGUCUAUAACAAGGUCCAGAUCACUCUCAGCACACAUGACUGUGGGGGGCUGUCCCAGCAAGACAUCACUUUGGCAACCUUCAUUGACCAGGCAUCACUGAUGUGAGCAACACACAUUGUCAGUCAUUUCAACAGUGAAAACUUAAGUGCUUCGUAUAUUCAUUCCACUGAGGAGUCUGAAGAUGUGACCUACAAAUCCAAAGAAUAUGAACCAGCUACUUCCAAUGAAUUGUGAAUAAUGUAGCUGUAUGUAUUAGACUGCAAAGGGUCCAAUUUGUUUUUAAAACUAUGUUGUUGGUUUUGCACUUGGCAAAUAAUUUUUUAGCCAAAGGUUAAUGGUAAAAUGUUUACACAAAGUCUUAAGAAUCAAGUUAUUUCUCAAGAACUAUUCCAUAGAACAUUUACAGUGGUACGUGUUCCUCUGUCACUAGUCUUUUGUGCCAAUGUCUUUGUACUUUACUGUUCAUAAAUGUUAUUUUCUGUC